AAUUAAAAAGCAAAGAAAAUUGGAAAUUUUCAAUUAAUCCUCAGUAUUAAUUGAAAGCUUAUAAAACAGAGCAAACGCAUCAAUUGAUUAUCUUUCCGUAAUAAUUCCUUUAGCAAUUCCUAAUAUACAAGCAAGAAAAAAAAAAAAAGGAAAAAAUAUAUAUUUAUGGAGAGCUAAAUGGGCAUGUGAGUGAGUGAGUCAUCAAUCUCUGAUGCCAAUCAGGCUUUGAAGCAUAAAAGGGAAAGGCCAAACGCGUCCCUACUAAUCAGCAAAAUCAAUGAGAGAGAGGACAUCUUCGUCAGUCUAAGUUGGUUGUAUAUUUCCUUGUCGGAGUCUCCAUUUCAUUUUCCAGUUGAACCCCACGAUCACAUUCACACUGUAAUUCACAUCCACUCACUCUCUCUCUCUGCUAUCUAAUCUAUUCUACUUAUACUCAUUUGCAUUGCUCUAUUCAGAACUCUUCAAGCUUUGAAUCUGCUUCUUCUUUUCUUUUCUUUCUUUUGGACACACCAAUCAAGAUAGUUCUUUCUAUUUGUUUUUGAACAUUCAAAUAUUAUGCUUUGUUAGUUAAUUAUCAGACAGUUCGCCUAAUACCCACCAAGUACUGGUUUUUGUUCUACUAUACUACUAUUCUUUUAAUGGCUAUUCAAUGCUUAAUUAAUUGCUCUCUGCAUCCUUUUCUAAUCUUCAUGUUCAUUGCCCAGAUUCUGACUAUGUUUCUGUUUCCUCUCUGAUAAACGUUUUAAAUGCUGUAAAAUGAAUGAUUUCAUUUUCUUUCCUAACUAGACAAAAGAAAACAAGCACAUCAUAAUUACCAAAAAAAAAAAAAGAGGGGACGGUUUUUCGAUCACCAUUAAUGCUUUUUCUUUGUUUGAUACCCCACUUUCUCUCUAAUAUUCAUUCUUUUAAAGACCCACCUUUUUUAAGGAAUGCCCCUUUUGUUUUUGUUCUAUCUAUGAAAUACCAAUACACACAUUAUCCCUUCAAAUCUUUGUUUCUUUAAAAACACAAAUGACCAAGAACAAUAGCGCCAACAAUACAUCUCCACAAGACCAAGACACAAUGACCCACUUUGAUUUCUUCAAGAAGUUCAAGCGCUUGAAUCCUCUCGAACCAUCUUUAGGCAUUCUUGGUUUCUUUUUGGUUGCUAUUUUAUUCAUUGGUUGCUUCUUCUACUUGGAUUACCGGUCUGUUACUGGUGGGAUGCCUUUCCGUGGAUUUUCUUGGCUGGGACUGGGACUGGUUACUCCAUCAUCAUCAUCAUCAUCAUCAGUAGUAGAAUUGGGUAGUGAUAAUGGACGGCCAGGGUUUCUUGAUAAGCUUGGAGACGGCUGUGAUGUUUUUGAUGGGAACUGGGUUUGGGAUGAUAGUUAUCCUCUGUAUCAGAGUAAAAAUUGUUCCUUUAUAGAUAGUGGGUUUAGGUGUUUAGAGAAUGGAAGACCUGAUAGUUUCUAUACCAAGUGGCGUUGGCAGCCCAAUCAUUGCGACUUGCCCAGAUUUGAUCCAAAGCUGAUGUUGGAAAGGCUGAGGAAUCAUCGGCUUGUAUUUGUUGGUGACUCAGUUGGCAGAAAUCAGUGGGAAUCCCUCCUUUGCAUGCUUGCCACUGCUAUUCCUGACAAUUCUUCAAUCUAUGAGGUGAAUGGUAGUCCAAUCACUAAGCAUAGAGGGUUUCUGGCAUUCAUGUUCAAGGACUAUAAUUGCACUGUUGAAUACUACCGAGCUCCAUUUCUAUUGUACCAAGGUCGACCUCCAGCUGGUGCUCCAGCAAAGGUGAAGAUGACUUUAAGGCUCGAUAAAUUGGAUUGGACUUCGCCGCAGUGGAUAAAUGCAGAUGUGUUGAUAUUUAACUCUGGUCAUUGGUGGAAUUACGAGAAGACCAUAAGAGGGGGUUGUUACUUCCAAGAGGGAGAGGAGGUAAAGAUGGAGAUGACUGUUGAAACUGCAUACCGAAGAUCACUUCAAACUUUGAUUGAUUGGAUGGAUAGCAACAUAAAUACGAGCAAGACCCAAGUCUUCUUUCGAACUUAUGCUCCAGUUCAUUUCAGAGGCGGCGACUGGAAGACUGGCGGUAGCUGUCACUUGGAAAAACUUCCUGAUUUAGGGUCAAUGCCGAGUUCAUCAGAUUACCGUUUUAAGAUAUUUUUUGAUAUGUUAAAACAAUCAAAUGAAUCACAUUUGAAUUUGGAGUUGUUGAACGUGACAAACAUGGCAGCACGAAGAAAAGAUGGCCAUGCAUCUGUGUACUAUCUAGAGCCAGAGAUUGGUCCGGCUUCUCUUCACCGUCAAGACUGCAGUCAUUGGUGUUUGCCUGGUGUCCCUGAUUCAUGGAAUGAACUCCUUUAUGCACUCCUUCUUAAGAAGGAGGCUGCUCAUGCACAAAAUUCAACAGAAUCUUCUCAAGCUCCAUUGUGACCGGUAUAGAGCUUUUUUAUUUUUUUAAACAUGACUAAAAUCAUACACGGUGGAGCACAGUUUCCUUGAACCAACCGGCAAAAUCAUCAUUUGCAAAGUUGGCUUCUGUUUACGGAUCAUAGAUUGUCAGUACUAACACCUCUGGUAGACAAUGAGAUGUGCAACUUUUUGGUAUAGUGAUUAUUUGAUCUUAUCGUGAAUGUACCAUGAUUGAUCAGCAGACAGGCCUAGUAAGCGAUGAGACUACAGUUAUAGAACUUUGGCAGCUGAUUUUGUAGUACAAGUUUCAGACAGGUUGAUAAAGCAAAGCUGAUAAGUCAGGAAGGGAUGCAGAAAAAUCCACACGAAAAUGUUUAUUCUUGUUACACAAAUUUUAUUUCAUUUGUAAGGAAAAUGGAAAUAGAAAACUGUUGAUUAUGCCAUUUUUGUCCAAUGUACAUAUAGAGCAAAUACUGAAAGUUCCGUAAUACAACUUGCUUCUCCUUUGUUUUA
Molecule: messenger RNA, 2904 nt
Organism: Ricinus communis (castor bean)
Lineage: Eukaryota; Viridiplantae; Streptophyta; Magnoliopsida; Malpighiales; Euphorbiaceae
Product: protein trichome birefringence-like 10
Exons: 4
Coding region: 1012-2412 (466 amino acids)
Cellular component (GO): Golgi apparatus
Molecular function (GO): O-acetyltransferase activity
Source: RefSeq, a predicted model, not a curated record